UAUAUCAGUAACAUUCAUUUAAGCUCUUCCAUAAAUCGACAACAAUAUUUUUUUACUAUUGAAUAAUGAAAAUAUAUUCCAAUAUCUGAUUUACAUCUCUAAAUUACGUAAAUCUUUAUUUUUUCUCGUAAAUUUAAAAUAUUUUCGAAAUGGAUACUGUUAACGCGUCUUCUGUUGUCGUGUAUGUUCAGAAGAGAUCAAAUGUGGUUUAUAAAAGUGAUUACAGUGUUGAUUUUUGGAAAGAAGCGAAGAAACGUUGGAUGUUAUUGGGAGUGCUAUUAACAGUUGCCAUGGCAGUUCUUACGUCGCGUUAUGGGCAUCCCGGAGGCAACUACAUGCAUGUUCACUUAGAUCCUAGAAAGCAUUGCACCUAAUCGCCCAUGCAAUCAAAUAAUAUCACUAGAUUUCAUACAUUAAGGUGUUCAUAUCAAGGUGUCCUUCGAACUGAGUAUCUGGUAUAUCUGCCGAUGUCCUACAUUUAUUACACAUCUGGUCGGACACAGUUACAGUCAUGUCGUUUGAGAGUUUAUGUGCUAUGUAUUGCACACACACACUGUGUAUCCUUGGCUCUGUGUGUGCUCAUCAUCAGUACACUAUCUGUGGCUCUCGAUAGAAGGAUUAUUGAAGGGGCAAUACUGACCUCAGUGUCGAGACCUUGUGCUUGGUUACCUUUAUCACUCAGCAGCGACGGUGUGACUCCGGCUUUAACCGUCGCAAGUUACGCCGCAUCCUAUGUGUUCCUGCCCUUAACACACGUGUUUUUGUGCGGCCGAAUUCCAAUACAGCCUAUAAAGACCUUAAUCGUCAACACUGUGACAGUCAUAGUGCCAUUUGCACUCGGCACAUUAUCCCAGAAAACUGACAUUGGUAAGUUUAUCAAAGCGACAUAUAUAUAG
Danaus plexippus (monarch butterfly) is the source of this 896-nucleotide messenger RNA. RefSeq lists its product as uncharacterized. NCBI's taxonomy places the organism in Eukaryota, Metazoa, Arthropoda, Insecta, Lepidoptera, Nymphalidae. The record is from RefSeq and is a predicted model, not a curated record. The transcript is spliced from 4 exons. The coding region runs from base 381 to 896 and encodes 171 amino acids.